This is a messenger RNA of Mitosporidium daphniae, 1014 nucleotides long. RefSeq lists its product as uncharacterized. Lineage: Eukaryota; Fungi; Microsporidia. Gene Ontology annotation, molecular function: transmembrane transporter activity. The record is from RefSeq and is a predicted model, not a curated record. Bases 1 to 1014 code for a protein of 337 amino acids. Gene Ontology annotation, biological process: transport. The transcript is spliced from 4 exons.
AUGUCGGAAGGUCCUCUAGCGGAAAACAUUUUCCUUGUAGAUGAGCGAGUGGCCAAUGGCGUCGCUGGACUUGCCAUUGGGCAUCCAUUCGAUACAGUUAAGGUACGCAUGCAAAACAACAUUGGAAACGAUCUCUACGGCGGGUCGAUGCGAACAUUUCUCAAAAUCGUAAAGGAGGAAAAGAUCCGAGGACUCUUUAAAGGAAUCAUUCCUCCGAUGAUCGGUGUUGGGCUGGUUAAUGCCUUUGUUUUUGGUGUAUAUGGCACGAUUCUUAAUUCAAUCCAGGCCGCCCAUGUAGGGCAUCACAAUUCACUGUUGCCGUUUUUUGUUGCCGGUGCAUGUUCAGGAUUUGCCAAUUCUUUCAUUACGGGCCCUUUUGAGCUAGCAAAAUGCCUCCAGCAGCAAUCUUCGAUAGGAGUGCGCUCUUCUGCUCAAUCGAAGCUUCCAGGCACAUUUUCGAUCCUUCGAGAGGCCUAUAGACGCUGGGGCAUCUCUGGCCCAUGCAGGGGCCUAUUAGCUACCAUCAUAAGAGAUACACCUAGCUUUGGUACUUAUUUCCUUGCGUAUGAAGCAAUCAUGCUGCAUGGUGGGUCUUCUGCCGAUGGCAUGUCGAAGAAUCAAGACUUGUAUACAAAAUUUGAAACGUACGUGGAGCAAUAUGGCUCUCACACGUACUCCCCAAUUAUAACAUGUCCAUCCAUUGUUGAGAAGCCAAACUCGAGCGAAUAUAACUUCCCACCGCUUUUGCUGACACUGUUUGCUGGGGCUGCCAGCGGCGUGCUAAGUUGGCUUGUCACAUACCCUUUUGAUGUUAUCAAAACUAGAAUCCAAUCCACCCCGCUCGAUGUGAAGACAACAGGCAUAAUCCAAACAUAUAAAGCCAUGUGCAGACAGACAGGGAUUGCAUCCCUAUUUUGCGGGCUCAAUGUAACGCUAUUGAGGGCCAUUCCAACAAACGCGGUAACCUUCCUUGGAUUUUCUCUAGCAUUAAAUGCAUUUGAAUCCAAAUGGUAG